This is a messenger RNA of Carassius auratus (goldfish), 1203 nucleotides long. Its product is annotated as adhesion G-protein coupled receptor G1-like. NCBI's taxonomy places the organism in Eukaryota, Metazoa, Chordata, Actinopteri, Cypriniformes, Cyprinidae. The record is from RefSeq and is a predicted model, not a curated record. Bases 241 to 924 code for a protein of 227 amino acids. Gene Ontology annotation, cellular component: plasma membrane. Gene Ontology annotation, biological process: adenylate cyclase-activating G protein-coupled receptor signaling pathway. The transcript is spliced from 10 exons. Gene Ontology annotation, molecular function: G protein-coupled receptor activity.
CUUCAGACAACAAAGAGGACCAGUCUUUCAUUUACUGUUAAGAUUGAAACAACGAUGAGCACAGAGGUGAUUCAGUGGACAGUCCAAGAUGUGGCUGAUUGGUUGACUGCAAACUGUUUCCAGGAUUUCGUCCCUACAUUACAAGACAGGAAACCACAGCAAUCACAUGAGACCUGCUUUUCAGACUGGUUGAACAGAGGCUACACACACUAGAGAAACAAAGCAUUGAAAAAGGGAGAAAUGAGAGGCUUUUGCUGUGUUGUUCUUUGGAUAUUUCCAAUUUUUUCUUCCACAUUAGCACCUCCAGAACGUGAGUUUUGUCGUAAGGUUCCAGAGAAAUGUCGGACGGAACAGAAUGUUCCAUUGUGUAUUGAAGAUAGAAUGAAAAAUUGUGUUAAAAAUUAUCGAGGCCCUUGGAGAUAUGACCCAAACAUUUUUUCUACACUAAUUUCCUCAGAGGAAACAGUCGAUACAGAUAGAGGAUAUAUGAUCCACAUCUCAGACGAGGCAUUACAGAGGAGCAGUAAUGGACAGGGGGAAGCAAAUUUAUUUGUCUCUCUUCUCAAUGAGACUUUCUUCAGGGUCAACAGCAGUUUAAACACCAAGAAGGGGAAAGACUCAAGUAAGCCAGACACAAUAUUGCACGGGCAAACUGUGUUAGGAGUGUGGCUUGGUAAGAAUGAAGUUCAGAACCUUUCUCAGCCUGUUCAGAUCAGAUUCAUAGACACCAAACAGAGUCAAAAUGGAACCUGUGUCUACUGGCAUUUUGAAGACAAUGGCAAAGGUAAUUGGAGGACAGACGGCUGUAAUACUACCAUCGACAACGGAGACUUUGUAUGCAGCUGUAAUCAUCUGAGCUUUUUUGCAGUGCUCAUUGAACUGGCUCCAGAAAUGACUUCUUCAGUAUUCCAAAUGUGUACCUGAGUUCAGAAGGGUUGCUCAAGUUCAGUCCAUAUAUCAGUCCCAGCAACAUGGUUUUGCAGACUGUAAACUGCUAUAGGUCCUGAAGAACUGUAUCUUCCAACACUCCAACAUCUGCUGGACUGUCUUCAAUGAUGCAGCUUCAAAUAGAUUCCCACGAGUCUUCCGGAUCACCUCCUGAUUGCUGCCAACCUCUGUAUCCUAGAAGUAUUUAAAAGGAUGGAGAACUCAAAUUCUUUCGUAUUAACUUUAACAAAGCAUUUAUUAACCUUGAAAAAAAAA